CCGCCCAAAGCAAUAAAAUACGCUUGACAACGCUCCCCUAUUUAAAAAAAUUAUAGUUUUCCUCCUUGAUCGACUGACUUACUCUUUCUAAACGACAAGUAAUAGUCAGGCUACUUUAUAAUAUGGAAUACCCUGUUUUCUUCGAGUGCCAGACUCUGGACACAUCACAGAAAGAGAAGAUUAAAAAGUACUUUGAAAUUCGCCGUAAAUCCGGUGGCGCAGAUUGUGGACCAGUAGAAUCAGUUGGUGACAACGUUUACAAGAUCGCAUUUAUUGACCAGAAAGUCCAGGAGAGGGUACUUCAGAAAGCUCAUCAUGUGUUGGAGAUGCCUGGAGGACCUCUCUCCCUCACUCUGAGAGACAUCCCGGAGACUCCACACACAACAACCUCCCCAGUCAGCAGUCAGGAGAUUCGCCACUUGCUCCAGGUCAAAACAUUACCACCUUGUGGUCAAGAACAUGUACUUCAUUGUCUGAGCUUAGGGAAGCAGAAGAUCAACACCAUCUGUCGUCUGGGAGAGGCCAAGCUCCGUCUUCUAGGGAAAGUGAUAGAGAAAGAUCUAGGUGAGGUUGUUCCAGGGGUGAAGGUGACACGCGGUGACUCAGCUCAGCUGGUGCUGGAGGGUUCAGCAAGUGAAGUCCGGACAGCCAGACAGUUGGUUACAGAUAAGAUCUCUCUGGUGCUGGAGCGUGUGGUGCCUGAGGUGUCCCUCCACCUCCUGUCCUUCCUGAGAGAGGAGUAUGGGAGGCCUGGGAACCUGAGCAGUCUGCUGGGGUUGGGACUCCAUGUGGAGGUAGAGCUGGGGGACACAGAGCUCCGUCUGUUCUCCCUCUCCUCUGGGGAACUGGACCAGGCUGAGAAAGAUCUACUGGGGAAGUUUGGGGAGGAGAAGAUUGACGUGCCCAAAGGUGCCCUCUCGGCUGAACUGAAGUCUAAGCUUGAGACGAAGGUGAAGGAGAUGAACCAGAGCAGAUGCAGGGUGGUAGCCAGGUUUGGUCCUGGGUGUAGAGUGCAGCUGCUGGGCCACCUGAAGCAGGUUCAGGAGCUGAGGGAGGAGAUUGGGGCCUUUCUGAGAGACCAGUCCAGUGUAAGAGUUGUGGGACGCCCUCAACAGAACCAUGAUGGCGCAGUCGGUGAAGCAGGCGCCGGACCAAGACCUAACGAGACGGUCGCAGCCACCAGCUAUCACCUCCAGGGGGGGCUGCAUGUAGUUGUUUGUCAGGGUGACAUCACCAAGGAACGGGCAGACGCACUGGUGAACGCAGCCAAUGAGAAUCUGGAUCACGCUGGGGGCGUGGCUGCAGCUCUGAGCCGGGCAGGGGGGCCUGAGGUACAGCAGGCCAGCAGGGAUCUGGUUAGGCAGAUAGGGAGAGUACCCACAGGUACAGUGGUAGAGACUACAGGAGGGAAUCUGCCUUGUAAGAUGCUGCUGCAUGCAGUGGGACCAGUAGGGGGCAGCGUAGGUGGGAAUGAGCGCCCUCUGCUGGAGAAGACAGUAAAGGCAGCCCUGGAUCUGGCAGAGACCCUGGAGCUCCAGACCCUGGCCAUGCCCUGCAUCAGCUCAGGGAUAUUCGGCAUUCCCCUGAAUGUGUGUUCUGAGGCCAUAGUCUCUGCAGUGAGGGACUUUGGGAGGGAACAGCACAUCCUUACCAAGGUCACUCUGAUUGAUGUGAGUGGAGAGGCAGUGAGAGCCAUGCAGGAGGCCUGUGAUAGGCUGUUACAGGGGAAGAGGGAGUUUCCUGGGUGGGAGGUAGAGUCCAGCACCACCACUACCACUACACAUGCUCCUCAGAGAGACACCACUGCUGCCUCCGCCAGGGGAACAGCCGCUCCAGAGGUCUGUGUCCAGGUGGAGAUCAUCCAGGGAACCAUAGAGAAACAGGAGGCUUUUCAGACUGCCCAGAAUGCUAUGCAUAUCAGAGGGUUCGAAUUGGGCAGUCGACCAGAGCAAGACAUCAGGAUUGUGCUGCUGGGGAAAACCGGAGGAGGUAAAAGCAGUGCUGGAAACACCAUCUUCAGACAAGAUGAUGUGUUCCUCUCAGACAGUUCCUCCAUCUCCGCAACACAGAUAUGUGAAGCUCAUACAAAGAACAUCAAAGGCAGAAACAUCACCCUGAUUGACACACCUGGAUUCUUUGACACUGACAUCCCUGAAGAGGAGCUGAAACCUAAAAUAGGUAAAUGUAUAACAGAGUGUGCUCCAGGACCACAUGCCUUUCUCAUCGUGCUGAAAGUGGAACGGUACACAGUCCACGAGAAUGAAGCCGUAGCGAAAAUCGAGACGUACUUUUCACCAGAGGCCUUCAAAUAUGCCACAGUCCUCUUCACACAUGGUGACCAGCUCAAUGGUUUGACCAUUGAGAAGUUUGUCCAACAGAAUGAUGAACUGAACAAGCUUGUGGAGAAAUGUGGAGGCCGCUGUCACGUGAUCGACAACAAAUACUGGAACACCAAUCAGCAGGGUCAGUACAGCAACCAGUACCAAGUAGCAGAGUUACUCAACACCAUAGAGAAGAUGGUGAGAGAGAACGGAGGAGGGUUCUACACCAACGAGAUGCUCCAAGAGGCAGAGAGAUUAAUACAAGCAGAGAUAGAGAGUCUUAGGAAGGAGUCAACGGGAAAGAUGACACAGGAAGAGAUGAGAAAACAGGCUAAAGAAAUAGUGUGGAAGAAAAGCCUGAUCAAACUCUCAGGGAUUACAACAGGUGUUGUGGUAGGAGCUUUUCUUGGGGUGGCACUGGUGACAGGGAUCCCACUCACACUCGCUACAAAACCACUGAUUCAUUUAGUCAAACGUCAGAUGGCAGCUUCAAUGAAAACAGUGCCAACAGUCAUGGCGAAUGCAGAAGGACCAGUCAUUGCAGGAGAGACAGUGGCGCUCAUUGGAGUGGGUUCAGAGAUAGGCAUAGGUGCAGGGGUAGUAGGCAUAGCUGCAGGAGUUGUUGCUGGGACCGCUGCUACAGCAGGAGCAUUAAGAGGAGGGAUAGUAGGAGCUACUGCAGCAGAGGAGGCAGAGACAGUACAGGAGGCAGCAGAGAAAGCAGCCAAUGCUGUCUACCAUGAAGCUAAGGGUAUUUAUGACCAAGCAGGACACCUUUUGAAAGGCUACAGUAACAGAUCAGAUACAACUGGAUUCAUGCAUAAGAAUCAUACGUGGAAUAAUUGAAAGAGUGAUGGCAAAGUAUGUUUCAACAUCUGACUAACUAUGUAGACAUCAGUCAGUUAUAUUCCACUUUUGAAUAGCUUUUUGUCUCAUUUAUUUUUCUUUCUGUUUUGUAUAAAGCAGAUGACUGGGUUAUACAUUCAGGGUUUUACAUAGGUGUGUUCAAACUUUUGUCUGGUAUUAAACUGCAUUGGGGUUCUGGACCAUGACCAUCCAUAGGCUUAUGGUUCACACAUGCGGUUGAGGGAGCAGGUUACCAUUUAUUGAGAUGACUCACGUACUGGAGGCAGAUUUGCAGGUUUGUCACUUGCUGGCACAGCCACAAAGUCAUCAUGUUGAAUUUUAAACCUAACCCUAAGAUUAACUAUACCCUUAACCACAUACACAUGGAGAGAUUUCAGUGUCAACAGAAAAUGUAUUUAAAUUU
Salvelinus sp. IW2-2015 is the source of this 3591-nucleotide messenger RNA. RefSeq lists its product as uncharacterized. Gene Ontology annotation, molecular function: GTP binding. The record is from RefSeq and is a predicted model, not a curated record. NCBI's taxonomy places the organism in Eukaryota, Metazoa, Chordata, Actinopteri, Salmoniformes, Salmonidae.